Stomoxys calcitrans (stable fly) is the source of this 2621-nucleotide messenger RNA. RefSeq lists its product as uncharacterized. The transcript has 5 exons. The record is from RefSeq and is a predicted model, not a curated record. NCBI's taxonomy places the organism in Eukaryota, Metazoa, Arthropoda, Insecta, Diptera, Muscidae. The coding region runs from base 260 to 1774 and encodes 504 amino acids.
UUAUUUCAAACCAGCAGGCGGUUAGAAACGUUUGAAAUACAGGACAAAUUUUUUGUGUAUGGACAUCGAGUUUAAGGAAAGAUAAUCCAAUAUUUCCUUUAAAGCCAUCUAUCUACAAACCAAAGCAGUGUAGUCAUUUACCCGCUGGAAAUCUUAAGGUGAGAAGAAACGGCUACUCUCUGUAACUCUUUUUUUUACACGGUUACAAGAGAGAAGAUAGAACCAGAGAGAAAAGACGUUAAAUUCAAUUGUUUAUAUCAUGGAAUCCCACCAACAACAACCCGAAAGUUUAAUUCAAGAAAUGUUGACUUUCUUGGAUGAUACCGUUAAGGAAGACAAAGUAUUUCCCAACAACGAAAAAAAAUCGGAUGCUUAUGAAAAUAAUGGAGAACGUUCUGUGGAUACCAUUAACAAAGAAAAGCUUCAAGAGAAAUAUCCAAUAUGGAAUACUCGAGAAAUUGUUUCUAAGAUGCGUUCACAAUCGCCCUUAAACAUCGAAAAUGUUUCAUCUAUAUGGGGAAGUUUCCCGGAAAAUGUUACUCAUUCAACUGUUGAAAAUAAAAACCAGGCCCAAUCUCCUAAGAUUAGGCAGUAUGCAAAUGGUUGGCACAAAGAUCAACUAGGCACCAAAAUGACCACUGCAGUUAAUGGUUUAAAGAACAUGUAUCAGAGCCAAGAUUGUAAGGCUCAGAAGUAUGUCAGUGAUUCGUGUACAAAUAAAACACUCAAUAACAUGGCAGAUAUAGACCCAAAUGCUGUGGGAGAGGCCCAACAACUUGGCACUGAUUCCCAGGAAAAGGCAGAGAAAUCAAUGCAUCGUGAUUAUCUUCAAGAAGUCCACAAAGCCAUUUACGGCGAUGCAAAUACCCACCCUGGACACGGUUCAAGCGAGUAUUAUCAAGCUGCACAAAAUUAUGCCAUUUAUGGCAAGGAAUUCUUAGAUUUUCCCCAAGAUUUGCAAGCUAUCUUGGGUAUGAAAGUCUCAUCCCCAAUUGGAUUAGUUCAAAAUGGAAAUUCUUAUCAGUGUCCUGCAUUGUACGCAAACACAUUACCAGGUCUUGAGUAUUAUGGGCAACCUUUGUUGGCCACUACACCUAUGGCAACUAUGCCAACAUCUUACCAGCAACCUUCAUUCGCCACUACUUGCAAUGCCUCCACACCAACAUCUAGCCAGCAACCAUUAAUUGCUACUACCCCUGUUGGCACCUUACCACCAACCUCUGCCAUACCAUUAACACCGGCUUAUUACCAAUGCUAUAAUGCGAUGACUGUUUUCCCUACCAGAUCUGUUAUGGGUAACAUAGCUAACACCCCUGGAAUCAUUGCGGGAAAUUUUAUUAUUAACAAUGCUCCCAGUCAACCUAUGAUUUACAAUCAGCCUAAUUUAAUUAUUGCCGGAAACAAUGCGGCAUUAUAUACCAAUCAUGCUCCAUGUUCACCUGUAGUUUUGAGUUCACCCAAUUCACACAAUACGACAAAUUUUAUUUCUAAUAGUUUAGCUAAUGCUUCAUUAACUUCAUCUCGUGCUGCACUAUACCAAUCCAAUACUAUGCUAAAAACUACGGGUCAGUGUUACACAAAUGGCAACUGUGGUAUUGCAAGCAAUAGGGUACAACUGGACGCUGCGGCCUAUGAGCGUGCGGUCUAUAUGCAAGCAGUACUACAAUACAAUCAGCAAUGGCGACAAGCAUUAUUGGAUACAGGUCUUUGUAAUAGACAGGAAGUGCAAGUAGCAUCCUCAGUGACAUCUCAGAAAGCAAAUGAAAUGAAAUGAUUUCUAAAAGAAUGCCAAUAAUAUGCAUAUUUGGCGAUAAAUCUGUGACUUUGGGAUAGGGUUUUCUCUAUAAAGGCUGGUACUAUAUUCGUUUUUCACGAUAUUUUUCGCCGAUUACUUUUUUUGGAUAAUAGAUUUAAAAGCAGAAAAAAUUGCUGAUUUCAUUCAGUAAAUAAUAAAAAUCAUUAAUUUUUUUCGUAAAAGUAAUCGUGAAAAAAAAAAAGAUUUUCAACGUUGAAAAACGAAUAUAGGUACCAACCAUAAGACUCAAAAAAUGAGUGGAAAACUUUAGAGGGAUUCAGUUUUCUAUCAAUCCUGCACACCGCUUUGCCUUUUAAAAACCAUGAAGAGUCUUCCAUUAGUAUAACUAGAAUAUAAUUUCCUACUUUUUAGACUUUUUUUCUCUAACUUCAUUAUUCCUCACUUUUGUUACAUUUUAAUGAUAUAAUUUGUUUUGAUAAUCCUACGAAACUAGUUGACUAUACUGCCGGUAUUUGUAGAAGUUUAGUUAAAUUGGAUUUUUUUUUUAAAUUUUUAACAUGGAUAUUUUGUUUUCAUUUCGAGGGUUUAAUAAUAUUUUAUCGCUAAAAUUUAAAAGAUUUUUUGUUACUUUGUACAUUAGAAUAAUUUAAAUAAUCCACCGACUUGGAUUGAAAUAUUUGUAACCUUUUUAUCAUAUUUGCAAUUGUUAAAUUGUAUCCAUUUCAAAUUUACUUUGUUGCUAUGUUUGUACAUUAGAAAAAUUUAAAUAAUCCACCGACUUUGUUGCUUUACAUAUUUUUCUCCCAAUGAAUAUUCCGUUAUUCUUAUCUUCAUACAUAGAAAUUUAAAUAUUUGUAACCUCUUU